AUGUUUGUUAAACCUCUCAUUCUGUUUUCACUUUGUAUUCUGAAUAUAUUGGCUUUAACAUCGGUUAAAGUACCAAAAUAUUUAGCUAUUUAUUAUGGAUGGCCAUCGUUAGUAGAGAAUAGCCAAGGUAAUGUAAUAGCAGCUAGUAAUUGGUUUGGACAAUUUGAUGUAAUCGUUUUUGGCGAUGGAAUCUGGAAGACUACACAUGGUGAUCAUGUGAAAACACAAGCGAUUGCGAAGAAUUUGACUAGUCGUGGCAAAAAAGUAUUUGGAUAUGUUGAUCUCGGUGUUAUCACACAAAACUUAAAUACAAAUCAAAUGCAACAAGCUGUUACUGGUUGGUUAGCAACGGGUGCUAAUGGUAUAUUUUGGGAUGAUGCUGGUUAUGAUUAUGGUGUGACACGGAAACGUCAGUCGGAUAUGAUUCAAUAUUGCCAUUUAAACAAGAUGAAUGUUAUUAUGAAUGCAUGGAAUCCUGAUGAUGUAUUUGCUGGAACUAAUGUUGCACUUAAUUCAAACGAUACAUAUUUACUUGAGUCUUAUUUAGUUUCUAAUGGAAACUAUCUUUCAUUAACAGAUUGGAAAAUAAAAGCUGAUAAAUGUGCUAAGUAUCAAAAACUUUCAGGUGUUAAAAUGGCAUGUUUAUCAACGCCAAACACAAAUGAUCAAUUUACACAAGCAUGGUUUGGUACAGCUAUGUAUAAUUUUGAUUAUUUUCAAGCAACUGAAAUAACAUAUAGUUCUAGUAAUAAUAAACUAGCAUUUACUCCUAAUCCAAGUUCAUCUUAUGGAAGUUUUUGGCAAAGUGAUGUAAUAUCGUCGAAUGAAACUAACAGAUCCUUUUCACGUUCGACAAAAUCAUGGAUAUUGAAGAUAGCUGGUGAUGGAGCAUCAUGGGGUUAUGGUACAUUUACUGCUAACGGAUAA
Molecule: messenger RNA, 927 nt
Organism: Rotaria sp. Silwood2
Lineage: Eukaryota; Metazoa; Rotifera; Eurotatoria; Philodinida; Philodinidae
Source: the annotation of a GenBank genome assembly